GACUCUGAUCCGUGGAGAAAUUAAUUGAUACUGGAACUCCUAUGUAGAUGCUUAACCUGAAAGUUUCUGCCCCCGCAUUUUAUAUCAUCUUUAACCAAAAACGAAUCUCUUAGCACAGAAUGUUCCAGAUUAUCCAUCUUCAGUUCUAGUCUUGGGUAUGAUGAACCAUGACUUCUGUAGUUUUCAUACCAAACGGUCAAACUUCUCUCCUCACCUACCAGUAAAAACCUUACUCUCUAAGCAUUCAUCUCAACCUUACUUUUCCUGUUCUAUAAAUUGGGUGAAUCAACCGAGUAGUUGCCAUAUAUUGCAAGCAUCAACCAAGCCAAAGGAAUUGCGAAAGAUAUGUCGAGUGAAAGCCAGAUAUGGGUAGUUCCAUUCUUUGGGCAAGGCCAUCUGUUCCCAUGCAUGGAACUAUGCAAGCACAUUGCCUCGCGCGGUUUUAAAACAACCUUCAUCAUUUCCUCUAAUCUCUCUUCCUCUGUACCUUCCUCCUUCCAGGAGCAUCCUCUCAUUGAAGUUACCCAAAUACCUUCUUCGCCGCUGUCUCCACCAGAGCCCAGUUCCAAUCCUCCCAACCAUCCCCAUAACCACCACUCAGAUUUAGCUCCAGGCAUUGAAAAGCUGCUUGAGAAUGCCUCCCGACCUGCUUGUGCCGUAAUUGAUAUAAUGAUGGAUUGGACAGGAGAUACUUUCAAGAAAUUCAAGAUUCCAACAAUUGGGUUUUUCACGUCAGGUGCAUGUUCUGCUGCUUUGGAGUAUGCCAUGUGGAAGGCUCGCGUAGUGGAUAUCAAGCCUGGAGAGACCCGUUUGCUUCCUGGCUUGCCUGAAGAAAUGGCUUUGACAGAUUCCGAUCUUAAACAUGGCCCACCACCUGGACCACCGCCACCUGGGCAUGGCGGCUUCGGCUUCUCACGUGGACCUCCAGGACCACCACCACCGGGGCUUGGCGGCUUCGGCUUCCGGCGUGGACCAACAGGACCACCACCACAGGGGCAUGGCUUUUGCCCUGGGCCUCCAGGAGGGCCCGGUCAGCAGAAAGUGGGUCCACCCCAACCAGGUGGACAGCCACCCUGGAUGGAAGCUGCCAAUGACUCGGUUGCAUUGAUGCUAAACAGUUGCAACGAUCUUGAGGGUCCAUUUCUUGAUUAUUUAGGGAACCAAAUAGGGAAACCAGUUUGGGGUGUCGGCCCACUACUGCCCCAGCAGUUCUGGAAAUCGUCCGAUUCAUUGCUGCAUGAUCGUGAAAUCCGAGCCAACAAACAGUCCAACGUGACGGAGGAUGAAGUGAUGGAAUGGUUAGACUCAAAGCCUCGUGGAUCAGUGCUGUACGUGUCUUUUGGCAGUGAAGUUGCUCCCACCAAGCAAGAAUUCGAGCAAUUGGCUGAUGCAUUAGAAGCAUCAAACAGACCAUUCAUUUGGGUAAUCCAACAUGGAUCAGGCAGACCCGGUCCGCCACCUGGACCACCUCAGUUCUUAGGAAACCAACCUGGUUCUUGUGAUUCACACUUUGAAGAAGAGAGUUACUUCCCUCAUGGUUUGGACCAAAAGGUUGGUAAAAGAGGUCUGAUCAUCCACGGAUGGGCACCCCAGUUGUUGAUUCUAAGUCAUCCAUCAACGGCAGGGUUUCUCUCACAUUGUGGAUGGAAUUCUACGGUGGAAGCUAUCGGACGUGGGGUACCAUUGUUGGCAUGGCCUAUCAGGGGUGACCAGCACUACAAUGCCAAAUUGGUGGUGAAUCAUCUGAAAGUGGGGUGCAUGAUUUUUGACCAUCUAUCACAGCAGAUGAUCAAGAAGGAUGACAUAACCAAGGGGAUUGAGAAGCUAAUGGGAAAUGAAGAGAUCAAAAAGCAAGCUGUGAUGCUUAGCUCUAAAGUUCAUCGUGGUUUCCCGCCGAGUUCAGCUGCUUCUUUGGAUGCUUUCAAGGAUUUUAUUUUGUAAUUUCCCCUUAUUUUUUGCUGGGGAUUGUUUGAAAGGAAUAUUGUACUGUGGAGCCAGACAGACAUAUGAUCUUCACGAAAUAAUUUAGCAAAUACUUCACUAAGAUAUCUUUGGGGUA
This is a messenger RNA of Theobroma umbraticum, 2059 nucleotides long. RefSeq names its product putative UDP-glucosyl transferase 73B6. The record is from RefSeq and is a predicted model, not a curated record. NCBI's taxonomy places the organism in Eukaryota, Viridiplantae, Streptophyta, Magnoliopsida, Malvales, Malvaceae. Gene Ontology annotation, molecular function: UDP-glucosyltransferase activity.